GCGACGGCCACGGGGUUGGCACGGGGUGCUGGGGCCUGGAGGAGGCGCCGCGGCGGGCGCGACAGCAGGAGGCCGCGCCUGGCAGGUUGCUGAAACAGAUCGUGAACUUCAUCGAGAGAAUUCUGUUGGAAAACCAAGACUGGCAGACUCUUUUUCUUCAGACAGUAGGCAGGAGCCAGGCAGAGUCCAGAGAUUCUUGGAACAUCUAUCUUCCCUUUGGAGGACACUAAGUUCUGUUUGAAGACAAAGGCAGUUCAAUAUGGCAGCAGGACUGAAGGGACACGAAGGAAUUGUUACAGUGAUUUGGUGACAGUUCUUCAGACAACAGUGUCUUAAAGGUGGAUCAAGAAACUCGUGAACUUUUGGGUUGCAUUAAGUGAGAAAUCAGCAUGGCUCAGGCAAGUCUCCUGGCUUGUGAAGGCCUAGCAGGUGUGAGUUUGGUUCCCACUGCAGCCAGCAAGAAGAUGAUGCUGAGCCAGAUUGCCAGCAAGCAGGCCGAGAAUGGAGAGCGGGCAGGUAGCCCUGAUGUGCUGAGGUGCUCGAGUCAGGGCCACCGAAAAGACAGCGAUAAGUCCAGGAGCCGCAAAGAUGAUGACAGCUUGGCGGAGGCCUCCCAUUCAAAAAAGACUGUUAAAAAGGUGGUGGUAGUGGAACAAAAUGGCUCUUUUCAAGUAAAGAUUCCCAAAAAUUUUGUUUGUGAACACUGCUUUGGAGCCUUUAGGAGCAGUUACCACCUCAAGAGGCACAUCCUUAUUCAUACUGGUGAGAAGCCAUUUGAGUGUGAUAUAUGUGAUAUGCGCUUCAUCCAGAAGUACCACCUGGAGCGCCAUAAGCGUGUGCACAGUGGCGAAAAGCCCUACCAGUGUGAACGGUGUCAUCAGUGUUUUUCUCGGACAGAUCGAUUACUCAGACACAAACGGAUGUGCCAAGGGUGCCAGUCCAAGACUUCCGACGGGCAGUUUUCUCUAUAGGCGCAAGGGGCCCUGGGUGGUGGGAGUGAUCAGAAGAAUCUACCGAAGAGCGCAUCCCCUCUGGUCUGAUGGUCCCACCACCACCCCGUCUGUACCUGUCCCCCUCCUGGAGGAGUGGACCCAGGAGACCAGAAGAGUGCUUCCGGGGACAGCGGCCCCAGAGCCUGAGCUCUGUAAAUAAUCUGAGACUAGGAGGAUCUCAGGGGAGUUCCUCCAGCAUUCCUGGGUAGGGAAGCUAGUCCCUGGACCCUUGGCUCAGGUCAUGGGGGGGACUCAAGGUACAGGACCAAGACUGAAGUGUGGCUCUCACAACCUUGGACUCCAGCUGGCAGCUGAAAUGGCAAAGAUUGGGGAGAGGGAUUUGUCUGUCUGUUCUGUUCUUGUUUUUGUUUAUCCAAAAGCAAUUUCAGCAGGUGCACUGUGGGUACAGGUAAUCUGGAGGCAUAGAGUCCUGGUCCAAAGCAGGGACUAUGGCUGGUCCAGCCCUCCCCCAAAAUGGAGUUUUUAGUUGCAGUUGAUCCUCAAUGUUCCACAGCCCUGCACCUCACCUUCUGUUUGAAGGAGAAUAGGAUCAGGGACGGCAGCUGAGCUCACUUUGGCCUCAUACACUGUAGGGACAAAAGGAAGAACAGGGAGGAGCAGACAAGGGCCGGAUCCAAGCCGAGUGGCCAAGUGCCUCAUCUCCUCCAAGGAAGAGCAAGAGUUGUGCCCGUGGGUGUGGUGAUGGCCCAUGCCACACUGGCACUUAAUGGGGUCAGCUCAAGUGCCUUUGGGAGGAAACUUGGCUGAGAGUGGCCCAUGAAGCCCUUUCCUUCUCUCUUUGGGCAGUUGAUCUUGGAGAUAGUUUGUGGCUACCUCGCUGCCAUUGACUCCUAAGCCAGACAGAGGUGUUGACAGGGAGUCAUGGAUCUCAGAGUGGGCUCUCUCUCCCUGUGCCCUCUUAGGAACAACCCAAGACUAGUCCCAAGUUGAGUAACAACAGUUGAAGAAACAAAGGAAUUUGGUGUCCCCUGAGAUGACUGUUGAGCAGGAGGAGCUGUUCUCCCUGCCCAAGUCCUAUCACUGUAUUCAGGUAGAGGAAAUAGGGCUCUGGCCUGCAGUCCCAAAGAACAAGAUCUUGGCUUCCUUCUUGAUGGCCAUCCCUACCUAACAAAGAACGGGAAUGGGGGGUGGGGGCG
Diceros bicornis minor is the source of this 2149-nucleotide messenger RNA. RefSeq names its product zinc finger protein 740 (gene ZNF740). Gene Ontology annotation, cellular component: nucleus. The record is from RefSeq and is a predicted model, not a curated record. Gene Ontology annotation, biological process: regulation of transcription by RNA polymerase II. Bases 390 to 971 code for a protein of 193 amino acids. The transcript has 7 exons. Gene Ontology annotation, molecular function: DNA-binding transcription factor activity, RNA polymerase II-specific; RNA polymerase II cis-regulatory region sequence-specific DNA binding. NCBI's taxonomy places the organism in Eukaryota, Metazoa, Chordata, Mammalia, Perissodactyla, Rhinocerotidae.